CGAACGGCGAGGCACCAGAACUAACGCCUCCAUGCUCGUUAGCGGAGCAACGUGAGUGGAACGUACGCGCAUAUUCCCAGCUCUCUCACCUCAGCGUAAAGUGAACCACUCACGGAAAAAGUUGAUCCGUUCCGACCAUUCUCCGCUUUCCCUGUCGUCUCGCCCAAAUCUUGGGGCGUUCGCUACGGAAGAAGAAAUGGGGGACUACGUCCCACUGAGCCCAGGCAACGAGGAAGCGGAAGCCUCGAGGAAGGAAGGAAGGAGAGCCGGAGGCACUCGCGUCGCCUCUCUCGACGUCUUCCGAGGUCUCUCGAUCGCUCUGAUGAUAUUUGUUGAUUAUGCUGGUUCUGUACUGCCAUUUGUUGCUCAUGCUCCUUGGGUUGGUGUACGCCUUGCGGACUUUGUGAUGCCAUUUUUUCUUUUCAUCGCUGGUAUUUCUGUUUCAAUUGUCUACAAGAACAAAUCCAGAAAACUUCAAUUAACAUGGAAGGCAAUGAUAAAGGCAGUUAAACUCUUCAUUGUCGGUAUUUUUCUCCAAGGUGGUUACUUUCAUGGAAUAAAUUCGCUGACUUUUGGUGUUGAUAUUCAGAAAAUUCGUCUGUUUGGUGUUCUACAGAGGAUAGCUAUUGGGUACAUUGUUGCUGCUUUAUGUGAAAUAUGGUUUUCGAGCAACCGAACUAUGAACGUUGAACGUGGAAUGUUUAAGAAUUAUCAAUAUCAGUGGAUCAUAGUGGUUUUACUAUCUGGUAUAUACUUGGGGCUGUUGUAUGGUGCAUAUGUUCCAGAUUGGCAGUUUGAAAUGCAAGAAAUAUCAUUAAAUUCUUCCCUGCCAACUAGUUACACCAUUGAGACGGUUAAAUGUGAAGUAAGAGGUGAUCUUGGACCAGCAUGUAAUGCGGCUGGAAUGAUUGACCGCAAUGUCCUUGGCAUCAAACACCUGCAUAAAACACCUGUAUAUAGACAUUUGAAGGAAUGCAUGACUCCGAAGGAUGGUAAUGGAGUGAAUACUUACCCACCCUGGUGCCAUGCACCCUUUGAUCCGGAAGGCAUCUUAAGCUCAUUAACUGCUGUUGUGACUUGCAUAUUUGGGCUUCAUUUUGGUCAUAUUCUUGUUCUUUUGGAGGAUCACAAGGAUCGACUAACAAAAUGGCUACUGUUUUCACUUUCAGUUUUCACACUUGGGCUAUUUCUUGCAUUUAUAGGAGUUCCUCUGAACAAAUCACUAUAUACAAUCAGUUACAUGUUACUUACAACGGGUGUCGCUGGAUUUGUAUUAUGUGCUCUAUACGUACUGGUGGACGUUUAUGGAUAUAGGUGUCCUACUUUUGUGUUUGAGUGGAUGGGAAGGCAUUCUCUUUGCAUCUUUGUUCUUGUGGCCUCGAACAUAGCUGUCAUCGCACUACAAGGGUUUUACUGGAGAAACCCUAAAAACAACAUUGUCCAUUGGAUAACUUCACUCGUGCGAUAGUAUAGAAGGAUUGCUGACAUGGAAAACCAUUGUUUCACCAGACCCAACACUCGGUCUCCAAGCUGAUUACUGGAAGUCCGUAAUAUUAACAUCAGUAUCUUGUAAUGUUCGUGUGUUUUGGCCAUGUAAGGAGGGAUCUACUAACAUAUUUGCAUUGUCCUCCUCGACAAUAAUAGAUAACAACAAUAGAUAGAUCGAUCCAACGAAGUGGGCAAUCUCAUUGGGACCAAGAUUCAUGGACUCAAAAUGUGUAGUAAAUCGAAAUAGGUUCUCCGUUCUAUUCUAGCUGUUAUUGGGUUUCUUGA
Molecule: messenger RNA, 1773 nt
Organism: Musa acuminata subsp. malaccensis (wild Malaysian banana)
Lineage: Eukaryota; Viridiplantae; Streptophyta; Magnoliopsida; Zingiberales; Musaceae
Source: RefSeq, a predicted model, not a curated record